AUGGCGACGAGAAACUUCACCCGCAUCCCCAUCAUCACAAACAAGAACUACAAGGCCAACGGCUUGAAGUCGUACGCCUACGCCCUGCACAAGUACGGCAUCGGUCCCACCAGAGAGGGCCCGUACCUCGUUACCAACAGGAUCCACCAGCAGGGCAAGUUCGGCCCAGGCAAGGCGCUUGGCGGACAUGCGCGUGUGCAGAAGCACGUUCUGCAGAAGAGGGUCGCCGUCGCCGCCGACUCGGGCAGCACCGAAACGGGUGACGUGCCGGCCGAGGACAUCCAGAACGACUCUCUCUACCUGUGUGAGGUGGGCAUCGGCACACCAGCCCAGAAGCUGCGCCUCGACUUUGACACCGGCUCGGCCGACCUGUGGGUGUGGUCGACGAGCUUGCCGUCGAACGUGCAGUCGCAGGGCAAGUCAUCCAACCACGCCAUCUUCGACCCGUCCAAGUCGAGCACCUUCAAGAAGUCCGACGGCAGCACCUGGCAGAUUCAGUACGGUGACCAGUCGUCGGCCUCGGGCGAUGUCGGCACUGACACCAUUGACCUGGGCGGGCUGAAGGUGGAGAACCAGGCCAUCGAGCUGGCCAGCAAGCUAUCGGACCAGUUCGUUCAGGGCGAGGGCGAUGGCCUGCUCGGCCUGGCCUGGGGUAGCAUCAACACGGUGAAGCCUGAGGCUGUCAAUACGCCCGUCGAGAACAUGAUCGCACAGGAGGACAUCCCCAAGGACGCCGAGCUCUUUACCGCCUACCUGGGCAGCACCAAGGAUACCAGCGAGGCCGACAAGGGCGAGUCCUUCUACACAUUCGGCUACAUCGACCAGGACGUGCUCAAGGCCGCCGGCGUCGACACCCCAUUCUACGUCGACAUCGACAACUCCCAGGGAUUCUGGCAGUUCACCAGCACCUCCGCCUCGGUCAACGGCCAGACCAUCCAGCGCUCCGGAAACACGGCCAUCGCUGACACGGGCACCACGCUCGCCCUCGUCGCCGAUGACGUCGUUGACGCCAUCUACAAGGCCAUCCCCGGUGCCAAGUACGACAGCCAGAACCAGGGCUACGUCUUCCCCAGCUCUGUCACCGCUGAUCAGCUUCCCGAAGUCUCCUUUGCCGUCGGCGAAAAGCUGUUUGUCGUCCAGAAGGAGGAUCUGGCCUUUGCCGACGCCGGAAACGGCUUCGUUUACGGAGGCAUUCAGAGCAGAGGCGAUAUGACAUUCGAUAUCCUUGGUGACACCUUCUUGAAGGGCAUAUAUGCUAUCUUCGACCAGGGCAACAAGCGAUUCGGCGCCGUGCAGCGCAAGGAGAAGGAGCAGAAUGUCUCCGUUCCUUCGGGCUCCUCGUAA
Messenger RNA from Lasiodiplodia theobromae, 1344 nucleotides. Its product is annotated as Aspartic endopeptidase. Lineage: Eukaryota; Fungi; Ascomycota; Dothideomycetes; Botryosphaeriales; Botryosphaeriaceae. The transcript has 3 exons. The record is from RefSeq and is a predicted model, not a curated record. Gene Ontology annotation, biological process: proteolysis. Gene Ontology annotation, molecular function: aspartic-type endopeptidase activity. Bases 1 to 1344 code for a protein of 447 amino acids.